Molecule: messenger RNA, 1095 nt
Organism: Scedosporium apiospermum
Lineage: Eukaryota; Fungi; Ascomycota; Sordariomycetes; Microascales; Microascaceae
Exons: 6
Coding region: 1-1095 (364 amino acids)
Source: RefSeq, a predicted model, not a curated record
AUGGAGUCCGAGGUCGUGGUCGAAGAUGAUAUCAGAAACGAGGCAGGCGCUUUUCUAACUAUUGCCGCCACCUCCACGGGACUCGCCCUCGUCUUCGUUGCUGCCAGGAUCUACAGCAGGGCCAUAUCCAUUAGAAGAUAUGGAGUCGACGACUAUCUCUGCUUGGUCUCGAUUACUAUCAGUUUACUCUAUCUCGCCUUCGUUUCCGUCGCCCUUACUCUCGGCGGCGACAAGCACGUAAACUCUCUCACUCAGGCACAAUACGGCCGCGUCCUCUACUUCACCAUCAUAGCCUUCGUCCCCGGCGUCCUCUCCUUUACCGUGCCAAAAUUUGCCGUCGUCGUACUCCUCGUCAAAGCUCUUCAACCGGGUUCCUUUCACCGAACCGUCAUGUGGGUUCUGUCGGUCGUUUAUGGCCUCGGUGUCAUCGUCAUGUUGAUUCUCAACUUUGUACAAUGCUCGCCAGUACAGACCCAGUGGUUGGCGGCGGAAGGAAAGUGUUGGGAUGGAAGGAUUCUCGUCACGUACGGGCUGGUUAUUGGAGUUCUUUCUGUGCUUUUUGACUUUUAUCUUGCUCUCUACCCGACCAUCGUAUUGGCGAGGCUUACGAUGAACUGGAAGAAGAAGCUAGCCCUAUCAUUUUCUCUGGGAUUCGGCUAUUGUGCCGGUGCCGUCGCAAUUUAUAAGUGCACAACCUUGACCCAUCUCAUAGGGCAGAAGGAGUUUCCAUUUGCCCUCAACGACAUAAUGCUCUGGACAAACAUCGAAGCGAACUGCGUACUCAUUGGCGCCUGCAUCCCAACCCUCUACCCCCUUCUGGUCAAGAUUUCCGGAGUCUCAGCCCUUGGCGGCAGCUCGCCCUUCUACACAAGGGGCCGAAGACCUCCCCCUUCCGCCGCUCCCCACAACUUGAAGGCGCAGCAGUUGCACGUUCUUACGAUCGGGUCGCAUUCGAUACGAAGGAAGCCAGUCUUGGACGACUUGGGCAGUGUAGACGGGAAGGGGAAUGAGGGUGAUGAAGUCGUGACCCAUCCCGGCAGUGCGUAUUCCGGGAUCGGUGGACGGAAGUGCGAUCAAGAAUUCUAUGUUGUUUGA